UUCUGAACUCCUAACUCCUUCUCCCUCUGCCAGCACAGGACCUCAGCUGGAGUUCUGCAGUAGCCCGCAAGGCCCGACCGCAUCGCACGCAUUUCGCCUUUCCACCCAUCGCCAGACACCCCAACGGUGCGGUACCAUGCAUUCUGACUAAGGGACUGUCCAACGGACACUGACCGGUGCGGCUCUACCCAUUGGUAAGCGAAUGCACCCGCCAGGUGGGGGAUUCCGCCGUGCAUGAGGGCCGGGAGGCCGAGGCAAGACGGGGUAGGACGUGUGGCGUGAUGUUUUGUGGGUGCAGAUGUAUCCGUCUGGUGUUCCUGGCGUGUCGUCGAGCACUCUGCUGACCGGUCAUGGGUUUCAGAGCGCAUCGGCGGCUGCUGCCAACCGAGGAGGCCACCGCGGCGGUGCUGUGAUGCGAGGAGGAGGUGUCGCCGACCAUCAGCGGGAGCAUAGCAACCACCCUGACGACCACGACAUGAUCAUGGACCCUGAGGUGAGAGAGGCGACCACACCUCAUCUCUCCACAUCCACAGUGCAGUCCUCUCUCUGCGUGUGGUGUGUGGUGUGUCUUGUGUCAGAUUCACCGUCGCCCCCAGCAGCAGCAGCAGCAGCAGCAUCAGCAGCAGCAGAACCACCGUGUCCGCAACGCCGCUCACCACGCCGUGUACCAGGCCCACACGCACCGCUACGCCACCCGCCGUGUCCAGCAGCAGCAGCCCAACGGCAGCAACCACCCCGGGCACAAUGGCGGUGCAGGUGCAGGUGCGGGUGGGGGUGGUGUGCAAGCGUCGGUUGUGUCGAGUGACGUGAUGAUGUCUGUCGACUCGUCGAUGGAGUCUUCCAUGGCCCAGUCGCAGCAGCAGCAGUCGCUCGCGGGCAUGGUGCAGCGGUCGGCACUGCCGCGCACCAUCCCGGAGGACUGCACGGUGCGCUUCCAGGUCCUCACGCCACACGAGGCGGCUGAGCGGGGAUUCGGUACGCGUACAUCUCUCACCACAGGCAUGACAUCACAGACCACAGGCACACAGCACCUUCCUUGUGUGUGCGUGUGGUUCUUGUCCCUCCCUCCAGGUGGGUAUGCUCACAUCUCGGGGCGCACCUUCACUGCGACGAUCCCUGUGGUGGGUCUGGGCACCCCGUUGCGUGUGUUCGAGGGUCGCCGUGAGUUUAGCCAGUCGGAGCGGCUUCAGCUGCAGCUGUUCGAGGGGCGGCGGGCGGCGAGGGUGCAGCUCCUGCCCGAGUGGGACCGCAAGAAACUCCACGACCCCCAGUACUGCUCAGAAUACGCCAAACAGAUCUACGACGACCUAGUACGGAAAUCGGCCCAGGUGAGAAAGAGCGAGGGAGGGAGGGAGGGAGGGAGGGAAACACACACAUGGGUAUGAGUUGUGAUGUGGUGUGUGGUGUGUCUUGUGUGUCAGUUCCACUUGCGCGCGCGUCACGGCUACUUCGAGGGCGGUUCGCAGCCCGAGGUGAGUUCCGUGAUGCGCACCAUCUUGGUGGACUGGAUGGUCGAGGUGCACAAGCGGUUCAAGCUCAAGCAGGAGACCCUACACAUCGCCAUCACCAUCAUGGACAGAUACUUCGGUAUGUACGCUACGCUAAGCUCUCUCUCCACACACACACACACACACACAUCCCCUCUCCCACACCGCCACCGCCACCGCCACACACCCCUCUCUGUCUGUUUGUGUGUCUGUUGUGUGUGUGUGUGUGUGUGUAGAGUCGAAGGCGUUGCCCCGUGAGCAUCUGCAGCUGUUGGGUGCGUCGUGUCUGCUGAUCGCGGCCAAGUACGAGGAGAUCUUCGCCCCGGAGGUCAACGACGUCGUCUUUGUCGCCGACAACGCAUUCAGCGCACAGCAGCUACGCGACUUCGAAAUGCAACUUCUGGACGUACUCAAGUUCAAACUCACCGUAAACAACCACACACACACACACGCCCCCCUCCCCCCGCCCCUCCCUCACACGUAUCCACAUCUCUCUCUCUCUCUCUGUGGUGCGUGAUGUGUGUGUGUGUGUGUGUGUGUGUUCAGACUCCUAGCGCGUUGACGUUUCUGAAUCGGUAUCGUGUGGUGAUGGGGCUGGAGGACCGGCACUACUACCUGGCCAUGUACUUCACGGAGCUGACGCUGCUCGAUUACAAGAUGCUGCACUGGCCGCCCCACCUCAUCGCCACCGCCGCCAUGUACCUUUCCAAUCGCAUGAACCGCAUGAAGGGCAUCGUAAGCACCUGCACACACCGCCCACACAAAGAGAGAGGGUGGAUGGAUGGAUGUGUGUGUGUGUGUGGAUGGAUGGAUGGAUGCAUCCAGCACCCGUUGAUGCAGCAGAGCGGCCUGAUAGACGACCUGAACGAGUCGGUCAUCAAGGACUGCGCUCGGCAGAUCGUGGCGCUCGUCCAGGAACAGAAUCAACCCACCAAUCCUAACAAGGUGGGCACCCCACACCCACAGCACACACACAUACACACAUACACACAUACAGUGUCCCCAUCAGGCCAUCCGGAGCAAGUUUGGCAAGGAGGAGUACCAGAAGGUCGCGGAGCUGGUCAAGAUCGACUCGAACGCACAGCAGAACAAGGCCAAGCAGCAGCAGCCCCACCACCAUCAGCACCCUCCUGCGCCACCCGCGCCGGCCGCCCAGCAGCCCAACCGACACAACCAGCACCACCACAACGCAUAUGCGCCAUCGUACCACUCCUACGCCGGGGCGGCUGCUGCGGCUGCCGGGGGCCACCAGUACCCCCACCGCAACCACUACGCCCAGUACCCCCACACCACACACGGGGCAGGGGCGGCACACAACCCGGUGAGCCAACACCAGACCCACUCCCCCUCCUCCCUCACCCCUCCCUCCACACACGUCUUCCUCUCUCUCUCUCUCUCUCUGUGUGUGUGCAUCAGGGAGCUAUGCAGGGGGUGGUUGAGGGUGCUGGAGGGGGAGGGGCUGGCGGCCACGCCAAUAGCGGUGCUGGCAAUGGCUGUGGCGGCGGCGGUGGCGGCGGCGGUGGUGGGAGCGGCACCAUGGCAACGUCGGCGUUCCGGAAGCGUCGGCAGGCGACUCAGCUGGACCGUGACAGCAUGGAGGACAGCGACGAGUUUCCCAACCGUGGCAACAAAAACAGGGCCUCACGACCUUGCGCACCCGGCGCAUGAGUGCUCACACACACACAGCACACCCACACCCAGACACCCAGACACUCGUAGAUAGAGAUUCCCACGCACCUUCGAUGGCUGCUGGCUCAGAG
Messenger RNA from Vitrella brassicaformis, 3247 nucleotides. NCBI's taxonomy places the organism in Eukaryota, Vitrellaceae. The record is from the annotation of a GenBank genome assembly.